AUGAACGCCGCAAACAACCACCCCAGCGUGCAGAACGCCAAGCAGACCGUUAUGAACGGUAAGAUAUCUGAGUCAUGGCCCGUUGCGCAGAAUGUCAAGGCAGAGGGCGCGAAGACGCGCGACGAGUUUGCUGACUUAGCCAACUCCAAGACGAUUCCCGAGCACAAGGCGGCAACUGGCCAGAACCUUACUCACUACCACAGCAUGUUCUACCGCUUGUUGAGCUGGAAGAACCCCCGCGCUACCGGUAUCGCCUUCGGUGCAACCGUUGUCUUCAUCUUCGCGGCACGAUACCUGAACCUGAUCCGCUACAUCUUCAAGACUUCCUACAUGGUGCUCGGUGCUACGGCGGCGGCCGAGGUGGUUGGACAGGUGGCUAUCGGACGUGGUCUUACUUCGCAGUUCAGGCCACGCCAGUACUACACGAUUCCCAAGGCUUCGCUUGAACGCAUGACCGACGACGUCGAGCAGCUCAUCAACUUCUUCGUUAUCGAGUCUCAGCGUAUCAUGUUCGCUGAGAACGUCUACGUCACUGUUGCUGCUUUCUUCGCUUCCCUCAUCUCCUACUUCCUCAUCAAGUUCGUCCCGCUCUGGGGCUUGGCCUUGAUCUCGACAUUCAUCACCUUCCUCGGUCCCCUCGUAUACAUCCAGAACAAGGAGGUCAUCGAUGCUCAGCUAGAGAAGGGCUACAACAUUGCCAACCAGCAGGCUCAGCAGGUCAAGGGCCUUGCUAACCAGCAUGCCGGAAACGCCAUGAAGACUGUGCAAGGCUACACCCAGCAGGCCACGGCCAAGGCCCAGGAGACCGUCAACCAGUACCGCGGGCGUUCCACAUCUCCUGAAGUCAAGAAGGAGGCUUUCCCCUCUGCUCCCACUCACGCACCCGUUGCUGAGGCUGAGUCUUCCUCGGACGAGUCCGAGACCGAGGGCACCAAGAUCGCAGCAGCCCAUCCUGCCCUAUAA
This is a messenger RNA of Alternaria atra, 963 nucleotides long. RefSeq lists its product as uncharacterized. Bases 1 to 963 code for a protein of 320 amino acids. The record is from RefSeq and is a predicted model, not a curated record. The transcript is spliced from 5 exons. Lineage: Eukaryota; Fungi; Ascomycota; Dothideomycetes; Pleosporales; Pleosporaceae.